Haemonchus placei is the source of this 504-nucleotide messenger RNA. The record is from the annotation of a GenBank genome assembly. NCBI's taxonomy places the organism in Eukaryota, Metazoa, Nematoda, Chromadorea, Rhabditida, Trichostrongylidae.
GUCGUAAUUUCCGGCCUUACCCUGUACCAAUCCGUUCUGCACUUGUCUCCCCACGGUGACGGCGUUCCAGCGGUUCCGUCAGCACCAGAAGGACCUCUUGAGGUGUCCAUCACGGGAAAAUCAUGCAGACUAUCAUGGAGUGCUCCUUUGGAUGACGGUCAUUCCGAGCUUAUUGGCUAUAGCAUAGAAAAAUAUGACGAAAAACUAAGGAAAUGGAUGUUCAUAGCCAGAUGCACUGAAAAUGUUCACACAUUGGAUCGUCUUCCUCCCGGCUCUUCUCACUGCUUCCGAGUGUCGGCUGAAAAUGCUGUUGGACGUGGGCCAUCUAUUGAGUCAGAAAAAGUGAAAACAUCUGAAGAGACAACGCUUCGAAUGGAAAAACCCACAGCGAUCUCGUCAGCUGGCUCGAUAAUUGCAAUGUGGAAACCGUUGGCAGACGAUGACGUCAACUACAUCGUCGAAAUUAAAGAGGUUUUGCUCUUUGGAGCCACUUGUGACAAUUGA